AGGAUUAAACUAAAGAGUGAUGGAGGGCAGAGGUGGUGGAGUGAAGCAGACACAAGUGAAGUAGGCAUUGGCGUCGUGGCAGUGGCAGUGCGCAUGGGCCGUAGAGUGGGCAUGGGGCGCUGGACGCGAGCACUGAGUGUGGCGGAAGUUAGGGUGGCCAACGGGAGCAGGCUAUGCAGGUACAGCGGGCACAGUCUGCGAGCGAACUCAGAGUGCUAG
Ilex paraguariensis (yerba mate) is the source of this 219-nucleotide messenger RNA. Lineage: Eukaryota; Viridiplantae; Streptophyta; Magnoliopsida; Aquifoliales; Aquifoliaceae. The record is from the annotation of a GenBank genome assembly.